GAGCGGGCAAUGACGUAGCACAAUGCGCGUUCUCGGUGCAUUAUGGGAUAGUGGAGAGUUGUGAGGCGGUGAAUGGUGACUACGGAACCGCUGAAAUGGAUGUAUUCUUAAUGAUCAGGCGUCACAAAACCACAAUCUUCACAGACGCCAAAGAAUCCACAACUGUCUAUGAGUUGAAACGCAUUGUGGAGGGCAUCCUAAAGAGGUCACCUGAGGAACAGAGACUAUACAAGGAUGAGCAGCCUCUAGAAGACAGUAAGACAUUAGGAGACUGCGGCUUCACGAAUCAGACAGCCAGACCACAGGCUCCUGGAACUGUAGGACUGGCCUUUCGUAUCAGUGGUGAUGCAUUUGAGUCCCUGCAGGUGGAACCAUUUUCCAGCCCCCCUGAACUUCCUGAUGUUAUGAAGCCACAGGACUCUGGCAGUACAGCCAAUGAACAGUCGGUGCAGUGAGCUGCACCCUAAUGACUAGAGUAUCAGGAGUGUACUACAGCUGAGCUAGGUGGGGACUGAUACAUAACAUGAAGAUGCUGCAAAUGAACAGUUGAAGUCUGGCUGCCACCUCCCCACUGAGCUAAGCCAGUUAUAAAUGUCCAGAGAAUUACUAACGAAUAAGAUUAUUGUUAUUUAUGUUUACUUUAUUAUCUGGACUGACACGCAUUUUCUUCUCAAUUGACUGACCUCAUUUUGUACGAUUCUUGUUUUCUUUGACGAAAUGACGCAUUUACAAGUGGAGAAGUUUUUCUUCAAAGAGACUGUUUUCAUCAUUUAUUAGAAAAAGAAUUGGGGUUUAAUAGCACAACUGUUGAGCAAGCUUGGCAAACAGGUUUGAAAUGCAAAUAUGCAUGUAUCCGUUUCAAACAUGAAUUUGUGCAGAAAACCUGUUAUCGUGCUGUCUUUUGAUAAAGAUGGCUAUAUUUUUUUGUUGAUCCUCUCCCUGUAGAUCUCCAGUGCAUAUGUAUAUUUUUUCUUGCUUCUGUUUGUGGUUGUUUGUACUUGCAUUGCAUUUGCAUUCAGACCAAAGCAUACUUGCGGUUGUGUAACAACACUUGUUUUAGUAACAUUCACCACUGUGUGCACUUUUGAUGGUUUUAUUAUAUAGCUGCCAGAAAGAAAAUGUUUUUAGACCAAUGGUCUUGGAAGGACUGCACACUAAAAACAUGGCCAAAACAUGUAUGUGUUGUAUGUUUUUAUUUAUUUAAUGUAGUGGAAUAUGUUUCUUAGUGAAUGUACAUAUUAACAGCUUUAUAGUGAGGUAAAUAAAUGGUAGUUGUAGUUUUA
Messenger RNA from Labeo rohita (rohu), 1283 nucleotides. Its product is annotated as elongin-B-like. Gene Ontology annotation, molecular function: protein binding. NCBI's taxonomy places the organism in Eukaryota, Metazoa, Chordata, Actinopteri, Cypriniformes, Cyprinidae. The record is from RefSeq and is a predicted model, not a curated record. Gene Ontology annotation, biological process: transcription elongation by RNA polymerase II. Gene Ontology annotation, cellular component: elongin complex; VCB complex.